This is a messenger RNA of Cheilinus undulatus (humphead wrasse), 1820 nucleotides long. RefSeq names its product LIM domain only 4a (gene lmo4la). Bases 258 to 764 code for a protein of 168 amino acids. Lineage: Eukaryota; Metazoa; Chordata; Actinopteri; Labriformes; Labridae. The record is from RefSeq and is a predicted model, not a curated record. The transcript has 5 exons.
ACGGAGAGAGGGAGUUCUGAGCGCGGAGCUGUUUGUUGUCAGAGCUUCUUUAACGAGAGAAGAGGGAGAGCUGAAGUAUUUUACUGGUUUAAAAAAACAGAAACACGACAAAGGGACGUGGAUAAAAUAAGAGCUGAAAAGUUUUCGGGUCUUUUUUGACUCGUCUGGAUCUUUCUGAGCUUCAUCUUCAGGAGAGAGGAGCUGUGAGGCUCCGCGGAGUCAGAAAGUAGUCCUUCAACGAGACCAGCCAGGUCGCCAUGGUGAACAGUAGGGUGGAAGCGCCCACGCUGGCAGUGAUGGGCGGUGUCGGUGUGACGUCAGGCAGGUCGUGUGCAGGCUGCGGAGGUCGUAUUGCAGACCGUUUCCUGCUCUUCUCCAUGGAGCGGUACUGGCACACGCGCUGCCUGAAGUGUUCCUGCUGCCACGCUCAGCUGGGAGAGUUCAGCAGCACAUGCUACAGCAAAGGAGGCAUGAUUCUUUGCAAGAAUGACUACAUCAGGCUGUUUGGACACAGUGGAGCCUGCAGUGCUUGUGGACAGUCGAUACCUGCCAGUGAGAUGGUGAUGAGAGCACAAGGCAACGUUUACCACCUGAAGUGUUUCACGUGUGCGACAUGCAGAAACCGUCUGGUCCCUGGAGAUCGCUUCCACUACAUCAACGGGACGAUUUUCUGUGAACACGACCGGCCGGGUGGAGGUCUGCUCAGCGGACAUCCAGCUUCACUACAGCCCAACAGCAUGAUGUCUGACCAGAAGGUCUGCUGAGGACGAGGAUGGAGAUCAAACAUGUGCCUUCUCCCCCGCCUUUCUCCCGUCGCUUCAUCGCCGUCCUCCACCUGUAAAUCCUGACAUUUACUGACUCUCCACCACUCUCAUGGACCGUCACUGCUGGAGGUGUCAUAUUCACCAUAACAGCAGAACCUGGCCUCUCUAUACAGACUAUCCAGUGACAGUAUGGACCAGGCUGAUGGGAGGAGGAUGCUGAGGAUUGUGGAUUUUAAUUUAUGCUUCUUUAUUGUGACUCCUCUGUGAGAGUUUUGUGAACUUUGGCAAGCACCAGUUUGGCUAACUGUGCCAAAGUCAAGCACUGUCACAGAGUGAACACUGACUCGUGCAGGAGCUGGGAUAUUUGUCAAAAUCCUCAUUAAAGACAUGAUGGAUUCACUUCUUAGCGACAUGCCGGAUUUUUCCUUCCUCUCUUGAACUGAAGACUUUCACAUCAGUGCAGACUGUUCGUGUGAAAACAUGUUUAUCUUGUAUGUGAUCAGAGCAUUCGGGUUGUUCUUGCCGCCCUCUCUGCCACCAACGGAACUCUCCAGAUGUAAUUUUAGUGAAGCUGAUUACCUAACUGCAGCUGAAGCAUUGUGAGGAUGAGAAAAACGUGGCUUUCUCUUCAUACAAACAGCUUUUCUUGAUGUUUUUAUUACGAUUCUUUUCAGCUGUUGAUGCUCAUUUUUAAGGCUCGUUCAGUGUUUGACGUUGUGUUUAAAAAAAAUAUGCCACAAGAGAUUUAGCAGAAGUGACAUAAAGUGUGUUGAUAACAUGGUCAAAGUUCUCUUGUUUUAACUCUUCAAUUAUGAAGAAAGAUUGAAAGUUCAGGAUGCACCGAUUUUCUGUUUUAAGGCCAGAUCAGACGACACAGAUUCAUCCAGAUUCUGACCCUUUCCAAGGAACAAGACUGCUAGUGUGACACACAGAACCUCUGUUGUAGACUAACAUCCGCCAUGACGAUCUUUGAACUCUACGGUGGCAAAGACAAAAGGCAGCGUCAUGAUGAAAGCAUACAAUGAUUGGCUGGGACCACAUAUGUAGUGUUGCAAU